Gorilla gorilla gorilla (western lowland gorilla) is the source of this 5206-nucleotide messenger RNA. RefSeq names its product spindlin 1 (gene SPIN1). Gene Ontology annotation, biological process: gamete generation. The coding region runs from base 982 to 1770 and encodes 262 amino acids. The transcript is spliced from 7 exons. NCBI's taxonomy places the organism in Eukaryota, Metazoa, Chordata, Mammalia, Primates, Hominidae. The record is from RefSeq and is a predicted model, not a curated record.
AAAUGAAUUCGCGUGCGAUCAUGGGAAUUUUUGGCUCCUAACCUUGCGAGUAGAGCUGGGUGAGUUCCAUUUGUGGUGGGGGAGUGGAAACAGGUUUCUGGCCUUGCAGAAGCCACAUCCCGUCCCCACACAACCUAGGCCAGGCCAGGUGUUUGUAGGUGAGGCUCCGGGGCUCCAGUUAACCUGAGCUACCUGGGCUGGGCUUUGUGCGGGGAGGCAGCAAGCGGGGUGAGCGGGCGACGACGCCGGCCUCUACGCAGUGCGGUGGUGAAGACGUCUCUUCCAGGGAGUCACAGGAAGCAAAUCCAUCCUUUUAAAGGGCUCGCGUCCCGCGGCCCUGAACCGGCGCGCUGGAGCAGUAAUGCGACGUUCUCCGAGGUUCAAGGCUCACGGCCCAGCCCUGUGAUCCAGUUUCCUCAGUCUUCGCGGUGUGCACCACUCUGGACGACUUGCGGCUUACGUCCAGGACAAAGGGGGCUUGUCCUUUCUUCAACGUCCUACUGCGCAAAAACGAAGCCCUUCUCAGGCUGCCUGCCUUCCGGGAAAAGCUGCGCCCCCUCAGGAACCUGUGCCCCGCGCGCCUGCCGCCGCCCAUUGCCGGCGCGCACCUGGCAGUCCUCGGCUCGAGCCCCGCCCUGCCGCCAGCCAGGACGUUUAUCUCGACAAUGCUAGUUGCAGUCUGUGUGACCUUGACCAAGUUAUUUUAAUGUCUGUGCUGCAGUUUUUCAGUUUCCAAGAUGGAAUAGUUAUAGUGCAUAUCUUCCUCAUGGUUGUGAGGAGUGCAUGACACAUAGCGAGUGCUCAGUGAACGGUCAUUUUUCUGAGUGCUUGUGAUUUCACGUAUUUUUGCUGAACUCGUAAAAGAGACACUUGGAUGGUGGAUUAACCAGAACACUAACAUUCUGUGAAAAGUUUCAAAUUGGAGAAUAUUGAAUUUUCACCCUAGUCCAGCAGCUCCGCUGCUCACUUAAAUACAGAUGAAUGAAGACCCCAUUCGGAAAGACACCUGGCCAGCGGUCCAGAGCUGAUGCAGGCCAUGCUGGAGUAUCUGCCAACAUGAUGAAGAAGAGGACAUCCCACAAAAAACAUCGGAGCAGUGUGGGUCCGAGCAAACCUGUUUCCCAGCCCCGGCGGAACAUCGUAGGCUGCAGGAUUCAGCAUGGGUGGAAAGAGGGGAAUGGCCCUGUUACCCAGUGGAAAGGAACCGUUCUGGACCAGGUGCCUGUAAAUCCUUCUUUGUAUCUUAUAAAAUACGAUGGAUUUGACUGUGUUUAUGGACUAGAACUUAAUAAAGAUGAAAGAGUUUCUGCGCUUGAAGUCCUCCCUGAUAGAGUUGCAACAUCUCGAAUCAGCGAUGCACACUUGGCAGACACAAUGAUUGGCAAAGCAGUGGAACAUAUGUUUGAGACAGAGGAUGGUUCUAAAGAUGAGUGGAGGGGAAUGGUCUUAGCACGUGCACCUGUCAUGAACACAUGGUUUUACAUUACCUAUGAGAAAGACCCUGUCUUGUACAUGUACCAACUCUUAGAUGAUUACAAAGAAGGCGACCUUCGCAUUAUGCCUGAUUCCAAUGAUUCACCUCCAGCAGAAAGGGAACCAGGAGAAGUUGUGGACAGCCUGGUAGGCAAACAAGUGGAAUAUGCCAAAGAAGAUGGCUCGAAAAGGACUGGCAUGGUCAUUCAUCAAGUAGAAGCCAAGCCCUCCGUCUAUUUCAUCAAGUUUGAUGAUGAUUUCCAUAUUUAUGUCUACGAUUUGGUGAAAACAUCCUAGAUGUCAUCACAAACUCUGCCAAAUUUGUGGAACUAUGAAAUGUAUUAUUUGUAGACAUAAAGACUUGAUUGCUUUCCAGUUUAAUGAAAGCUUAAAUGUCCCUGCGAACCCACAAUCUCUGCCAGCAGAACUGGUUUUGUUCUGAAUAGUACAGAUUGAUGUGAACACAAAGCAUUUUGUGUAAGGAGAACCCCUUUCUUUUAAAAGAAGUCUGUCUAUUUCGAGGGGAGUUACAGGCAAGUUUGGUAAAAGUUAAGCUAGUAUCAUAGUCAUUUAAAAUUGUAAUAGAUCUUAACCAUUUUCCCCCUCACCCUAACUCUCUUAUUCUGCCGCCACAAUGCAAGCAUAGUUUGAUGUUUUCGUUAUUGCCUUUUUUGAGAUAUAUGUAUCUGUAUCUACCUAUAUCUAUAUGUGUGUAUACAUAUAUAAUAUAUAUACACAGAUACAAAUGUACACACACACACCACACACCACACACCACACACACCCCACUGGCAGUCUUUGUGGAUUAGGAUGGGGGUGACAUAAUUUUCUUGAGUUUAACAGGAGUGCUUUACCCAAGUCAGUCAUGGUUAUGAUAUCACUGCUCUUUAUUUAAAAGUAAACUUUGGGCACAGGAACCAUAUGGGAACAUUCAGCUUGUUUAAAAAAAAAAAACCAGAAGUUCAGAGUACCUUUUCAAUCUGGAGCCCUUAAACCAUAAGUCCAAAUAUGAAUUAUUUGUGAACAGUUAAUGACCCAUAUUAGAAUUUUACAGUCUGGUGAAAAAUCUGGGUAAAAGGCUACCUUUAAUUCUAAGCUUUGUUUUUUGUUUUUUGUUUUUUUUUUUUGGUUACAUUUUAAUCAUAAAUUCUUUUUUGCAAAGCCCAGGUUCUUGUUCCACACAGUGUAAUGUAGGUGUAUUUUGGACAGCACAUAUGGUCCAUUGUGUGCAAGUCAGUAAUCUGGAUUUCAGUACAUGGAUUUAAAAGGCAACAAUCCAUCACUGGUUUGUGUGUUUUUGGUAAGUUUCUGGAAGAAUACAAUGCUUUUAUAUUGGAAGUAUAAGUUUUGAGUGGCAUUGUUGCCUUCUAACAAGCUCUCUGGGACUUUUAAAGUUUUAUUACUAUUACUGCUAAUGUAUGAUUAUGGUCAGAGACUUUCAACCCAUCCCUUCCUGCCUACCCCUGGCUUUUCCUCACAAAGAAUGUCUAGACAAAUAGCAGCUUAGUCUCCUGACAUCUCUUGUGGGGUGCAUGUUCCUGCUCCAGGUAUGCUGUUCAUGUGGAUUCAUUCCAUUCAGUGGCCCCUUGGGGUUUGCAUGCCAGUGAAGCGUUACCAUAGAAGAGCCAGCCGUUUGUGUUCGCUUGGUGGGUGUAAGUAAUAGCAGCCCUUAGCCACGGAGUCUUUAUGUGGUUUAUUCCUGCAAGGUUGUUUUAAACUGAAAUAGAACUGCUAGUGUGAUUGGUUGAUCAGCAAAACAGCUGCUCUCAUUUUGUUUUGGAGGAACCCUGGUGGUUUGACAGCCAGGAGAAAGGCCAUAUGUGAAACCAGUCUCUUGUGGAGAUUGGAAAUCCUCCCUGAUAUUUGGGCAGAGCCUAAACGUGCAUGCUUGUCACUCAAACACCAGAAGUUUGAAUCAGAGGUCUGAGUGACCUCUUUUGUGGCUGUUCUUGAUGGUUUCCAGGCCUCGUUAUGCAUGGUUUGCUUGAUGCCCAUUUUUUGUGCCUUGUGCUGUUGGAUGGUAACGACCACUCACCAUGUAAACACAGUACCUCAGUUUUCUGUCCACAGCUGCAGUCGCUCUGUCCCUCGUGCUUCACUGUGGGCAGCCAGGGACAAGCUUCUGAAAGCAGUGUGAUACCCAAGUCAUAGGUGCUUCUCGUGUGUGAACAGGUGUCAUUCUGCAGAUCUGUUAUGUGUUUUCCUGUUGACUCUUAAGAGUCCCUGCAUGUAAAUCUCAAAGCUGAGCCUGGCUCCCAGAGUCCAGACUGACAUUACAGCGCAAGAGUUUGCAAGUGUGUCCAGCAUGCACCAACUGUGCAGAACUUGGCUCGGUAACUUUGGGUGGAAAAAUAAAGUACAUUUUGAAGUAUCUUGAGGGUUGGGUCAAUUGAGACAUUUCUAGCAUUACUUAAUGACUUGCAUUGUGGUUUUUCUGCAAGCAACUUUAAUGACUUUUUUUAUACCACAUGGUCUCCCAGUUUCUAGAUGAAUGCAACAUGAUGAUGGUGAUGAUGACGAUGAGUUUAAUCAUUGUUCAUUUAUUGCCUUUAGGGCUGAGGGAAAGGGAAGGUUUGUGUUUUUUUUCUCCCCAUUUUCCCCCAUUCUGUCUUUCUUUUGGUGACUUACACCACAUGUAAUGACGCUAUGACUAAUUCUGCUCCCAAGCCCUUGUAUCUUGGGCUUCAUUUUAGGCUCAUGUGUCAGAUCUGCAUGCAUUGCUUGCAUUUUUCUGGUAUCUGAAUGUUGGUUCCUUGUUCCAGGAAUUCAACAUUAAUUUCCAAAAGUAUCAUGGGACUUGUGACAACACAAGACAUGAAUCUAUGUAUAAAAUUUAUCGGCCUUUCUCAUUUACCUGCUCUAGUAUUAUUGUAUUGUGUGUGCGUGCGUGUGUGAUGUCAGGCUGCCACGUAAAACUUCAGAGAAAAAUCUUAAAAGCAGACCAUCCUUUUUUGCAUGCUCUAUUCUAAGUAGAAUGUUCAAUGUAACUGACUAAAAUUGCAUGUUAAAGAUAUUUAGGUUUUUUUGUUUUCUUUAUUUUUAUUUGUUUUCAGUUUCCUGUAUAUUUGCUUACUGUGCCGUUUUAGUGGUUUUAGGAUAAAAAUGCACUGGUGAAGCAAAUGUAGUGCCAACAGAAGGUGAUUUUCCAGUUGUAAAUGUCAUGCAGCAUUUGAAGGGACUGUGUUUUCUUAAAAAAAAAAUCACAGUUACUUCUAAACCAGAUUUCAUUUCUUUUAUUGUUUUAUGUGCCAAACCACGAAGUGCAUUGGGCUUCAAUCUCUGAACACUGUAGACCCAUUAGAAGACUGUUCCGAUUGUCACAAAUUGUAGUGCCUGAAAACACUCUUAAGCUGAUUGUCUUAACAAAAUGAAAGUUCUCCAAAGACAAAAUAGGAACAAUUAUUAUAACAAAAUAAUUAUGGUUGAAAUGUCUGUGGUUCCUUGGAAAUGCUGCGCUCUUUGUGUUUUUCCAUCAUUAGUGCAGUUGGAAUGAAUGUGUAUAGGUCAGAGGUCUUCGUGUUCACAUUUUAAAAUUAGGUAAAUGACCUCAUCUUUCAAGCUUGAAUUCAUUUUUAAUUUUAAUUUUAUUUUAUACAAUGUGUAGACAGUUCCCUGUUCUCUGCAUUUAGAAGUAUACACAAUAUAAAUCUGUUAAUUCUGUAAGUAAUUUUUAUAAUUAUGAUGUAACUCUAUCUUAUCCUUAAAACAUUUAAAAUAAACCCUUUAUGUGCAA